CGUGUGCAGAGUACGGGGCACAGAAACCAAUAAGUGGAAUAUUUCGGAAGUACUAAAAAAACCCCAGCAGGGUAACACAGAAAAGUACCAGAAAUUCCGCUUGUUCGAGAGGCACUCUGUCCAGUCACGUAAAGCACACGGGAAUGGCUGGUGGUUACUUUGAUCUCCCUAUUUCCUCUUCAAGGCCCCGAAGCCUUACUGAUCUGUCCGGAAGGACAGGCAGAUCCUCUCAAGGGCCGCGUAUAUCCUCUCUCUCGAUCCCCAAUGAGAGGCUUCAAGAGAGUGCAGCGGACCCUAGCGGCGCCCAGGGUAGAUUCCGGAAUGCUAGAAAUCCCAAAACCGCGAAUCGCGUCAAAUUUACUGUCAGCGAAGCUGGUCUUGGCGACAGUUCUUUCGGAUCGACGUCAGAGACCCGGCUUGAUGGAAGGGGUUCAUCAUUGCCCCAAAGACCGUUACCCACAGCUCGCAUUCCAGUCGCCGACAAGGUCACUGCCAGCCCCCAAUCAGUGCCCUUGAUUGAUAUCAGCCCUGGCUCACCAGUCGGUGUCACGGGCCUAACUAUUCACUCAAGGGCUACCUCGCCGGAGAUUUAUGGUGAUGAUGAAGUCAGAAAUGAGAAGGGGAGAGCUAUCCACUCUGCGCAAGAGAGGGCCCAGCGAUUGGCCACCUUACUCAGUCGCUCUCCUAAUUCUCCUAGGCCAAGCCGUCGGAGCAGUCUGCCGUCAUCCAUAGACUCGACUCCCUCCGAGGUGGUGCUGCCCGCUGAGCUUGGAGAUGAAAUUCCCAUGAUCAGCCUGACCGAGAAAAAUUUCGACGACUAUUCAGACGACGAUGAAGUUGGCCCCCUAAACGGUCGACACUCCACGCGUUCUUCUGAAGCUCACAAACUAGUGCAACAAAUGACUCUAAAGGAUUUCAACUUUCUGACCCGGCUUCAAGCCCCGUCUCCAGGGUUUCGCUCUGGACAGGUUACUCCCCUCGAAGACAGGGAUUCCGAAAACUAUGUCGAACGGCCUUCUCAGUAUCGGAGUGGGAUUCUCUCAUCUCUGCUGAAGCUUCACGAGCAAUCGGAUGGUCACUAUUCUAUCGGACGUCAUGGACGUUCUCGCCGAAGUAGUGCCGGGGAAAUCAGUGGUAGAGGGCUGUCUCCUGAUCCAAGUUGGAAGUCCCAACGCCCGAGGAAAUGGUACGAGAAAUCGCCGAGCCAGUCUAGUCUGUCUCUAGCGGGUUCUACCGCCAAGAACUCAUCUAGCUCCCCUAUCGCGAUGCUCAAGCGCUCACGGAGCAGUGGUGCGAUACCAGGUGCGCCUAAGCGAAUGGGCAAGCCACAGCUUGAGGAUGAGAUCCGGAUUACAGUGCACAUCGCUGAGCUUCUCUCGCGGCAACGGUAUUGCAUUCGCCUCUGUCGGGCUUUGAUGAAGUAUGGGGCACCAACGCAUAGGUUAGAGGAGUAUAUGAGGAUGACGGCACGGGUGUUGGAAAUCGACGGCCAGUUUCUCUAUUUCCCGGGAUGCAUGAUCAUCUCCUUUGACGACGCUGCCACCCAUACGACGGAGGUGAAAGUGGUGCGGGCGCCUCAAGGUGUUGACUUGGGCAAGUUGUCCGAUGUACACCUUAUUUACAAGGAGGUGAUACACGACGUGAUCGGGGUGGAGGAAGCUAUUCAACGGCUGGACGAGAUUAUGAAGAUGAAGAACAAAUACCCUGUCUGGCUUCUGAUUCUGUUGCAUGGCUGUGCUAGCGCCUGCGUUGGCCCCUUUGCAUUCAGUGCUCGACCCAUCGACAUGCCGAUCGCGUUUCUGCUUGGAUGCCUCUUGGGGACCCUGCAACUUGUGCUAUCUCCACGAUCAAACCUCUAUCAAAACGUCUUCGAGAUAUCAGCGGCUGUUCUGACUUCCUUUCUGGCACGGGCUUUUGGCAGCAUUCGCCAUGGAGAUGGGCGACUGUUCUGUUUCUCGGCUCUGGCCCAGUCAUCAAUUGCGUUGAUUUUACCAGGCUAUAUGGUACUGUGUGCCAGUUUGGAACUACAGUCCCGCAGCAUUGUGGCCGGCUCCGUCCGCAUGGUGUAUGCCAUCAUAUACUCUUUAUUUCUUGGGUUCGGUAUCACAAUCGGCACUGCGGUGUACGGUCUUCUCGACGCCGAUGCCUCCUCCGAAUACACCUGCCCCCCGAGUCCCAUUACCAACGAGUACGUGGGGCACUUUCCCUUCGUUAUCCUUUUCACAUUCUGUCUCGCUGUGAUCAACCAAGCGAAGUGGCGACAGAUGCCGAUGAUGCUGGCCAUCGCAUUUACGGGGUUCGUGACCACCUACUUUGGGACCAAGCGUUUCUCCACCAGCACCCAAGUGUCUAAUGCUCUGGGAGCGUUUGUGGUCGGUGUGAUGGGGAAUCUCUACAGUCGACUGCGACAUGGCUUUGCAGCAGCCGCGAUGCUGCCUGCGAUUUUUGUGUUGGUACCGUCGGGCCUCGCAGCCAGCGGUUCUCUGAUCUCGGGUAUUGCCGCAGCGGAACAGAUCACGACGGUGCCGUCUCCGUACUCCCCAGUGUCCAACGGAACACAGGGCUUCGUUGAUGCGGCCCAGAACAUGACCAAGCCCGAGUAUGACACCCAGUCCCACGGAAUCGUUCUGGACAUCGGGUAUGGCAUGAUCCAGGUGGCAGUAGGCUUCACCGUCGGUCUAUUUUUGGCUGCUUUGGUCGUUUACCCAUUGGGUAAGAAGCGAAGCGGACUCUUCAGUUUCUAAAGAGCUUGCAAAGUUCGUGACAUCCAUCCUAUUUAUACCGCGCUCUUUCGCACCUAUAUACGUGGAGCGUACGCUUUGUUUUUCUUCUGUGUUCCUGUCUAGCAUUGCCGUCACGAAGCGAGUCUGUCGAGUUGUUUCAGCGUGAACUGUUUGGAGUGAUAUCUUGCUUGAUCCUAUCUAUAUAGUGUUGGCUCCGACCACCCUCUCUUUUCUCCAUGCCCUGUGAUUUCCUAUCCUGCUGUUUCUGAGAUUCUUGCACAUGUCGAUAAACUCACUCUUUGGUUUUCCUUUCUUUUCUUGUUACAGUCUGUGUCUGUGAUUCACUCUGGGUAGUACUUAGCAAUGAUGAGAUUAUACAUGAGCGGCAG
Messenger RNA from Aspergillus aculeatinus CBS 121060, 3112 nucleotides. Its product is annotated as threonine/serine exporter family protein. Gene Ontology annotation, molecular function: transmembrane transporter activity. The record is from RefSeq and is a predicted model, not a curated record. Lineage: Eukaryota; Fungi; Ascomycota; Eurotiomycetes; Eurotiales; Aspergillaceae. Gene Ontology annotation, biological process: transmembrane transport. The coding region runs from base 144 to 2744 and encodes 866 amino acids. The transcript has a single exon.